Molecule: messenger RNA, 1482 nt
Organism: Tremella mesenterica DSM 1558
Lineage: Eukaryota; Fungi; Basidiomycota; Tremellomycetes; Tremellales; Tremellaceae
Exons: 5
Coding region: 6-1277 (423 amino acids)
Biological process (GO): pyrimidine nucleotide biosynthetic process; 'de novo' pyrimidine nucleobase biosynthetic process
Cellular component (GO): cytoplasm
Molecular function (GO): dihydroorotase activity
Source: RefSeq, a predicted model, not a curated record
GCGAAAUGGUCCAAGAUGAGAUAUAUAUCCAAGCGCCGGCAGACUUCCACGUCCACGUCCGUCAAGGUGAAAUGAUGGAAUUGGUAGUUCCUCACGUCUAUGCCGGUGGUAUACGUACGGCCUAUGUCAUGCCAAACACCAUACCACCCAUAACUACAACUCAAGCCGCUUUAAACUACCGAGAACAACUUGAGAAAUUAGCACCAGAGGUGGAAUGGCUCAUGACCCUUUAUUUACAUCCUGAUGUCACACCUGAAGAGAUAAGAAAAGCUUCUAAAGCUGGUAUAAAAGGCGUAAAAUCUUACCCUAAAGGAGUGACCACAAAUUCCGGUUCUGGUAUUGAAAGUUAUGACGUUUAUUAUCCUGUUUUCAAAGUCAUGGAAGAAGAGAAUAUGGUUUUGAAUUUACAUGGAGAAGUACCUAGUGAUCCUGAAAAGAACAUCUCAACGCUCAAUUCUGAAAAACAUUUCCUUUCUCACCUAAUCAAACUUUCUCAAGAUUUCCCUUCCCUUCGUAUAGUCUUAGAACACGCCACAACAUCCGAAGCUGUUUCUACAGUUUUAUCACUUCCUUCAACGAUCGGAUGUAGUAUAACAGCACAUCAUUUAUUUUUAACGAUAGAUGAUGUAGCACCUCAACCAUUCCAUUUUUGUAAACCUAUAGCAAAAGAACCUGUGGAUAGAAAAGCUUUGAGGGAUGUUGUUAAAAGUGGAAAUGAGAAAUUUUUCUUAGGAAGUGAUUCUGCUCCACAUCCUUUAUUAGCUAAAAUACCCGCUUUGGCUUUCGCUUCUCGAUUGAACACCACACUAGAUGUUUCAUCGAAUAUGGAAGUUUCAUCGAUUAUUCCUACUACUUCAUCGCGUCACAAAUCUGUUCGGAAUGAAAAAAAUAUCGAGAAGAAAGAUAUCCGAGUUGUACGUGAAGAGAAUCAUCAAGGACAUGGGGAGCAUGAUGGGUUUAAAGAAGAAGAAGAAGAAGAAAGAAGGGAACAUCCAUCAUGCGCAGCGGGAGUUUACACAAGUAAAUAUCUCAUACCUGUCGUAGCUACACUUUUAGAAAGUUUCGGAGCUUUGGAUCAAUUGGAAAAAUUCGUAAGUUUGAACGGAAGGAAGUUUUAUGAGGUUCCUAUUAACGAAGAAAAAAGUUUAAAUGGGAAUCACAAUGAGGUGAAAUUGAAAAGAAGUGAAUUUAAAGUACCCAGUAUGAUCAGAGGGGAGAAUGUUGAGGUGAUCCCUUUUUGGGCUGGGAAACAAUUAAGUUGGGAAAUCGUUUCGUAGAAGCCGUAGAUCAAUACAAUUCCUCAAAUUCUCAAAAUCUCAAAAUUUCAAAUCCUCAUAUCAUCUUUUAGAUGGAACGAGUGAGAGUAAAGUUUCAAAUUGAGUAUAACAGUUAGUCACCAGAUGAUACUCGCAAUCAUAUGAAUUUUAUCUUUUUCUAUUAUAGUAGUUGAAGAAGGUAUAUAUAUGCAUCUUAUUUCUAUUC